AUGAUGCGCCUCGUCCGACGGCCUCUUGGAGCCUGGAGAUCGACUAGCGUGGGUACGGAGAGGUGCUGCUGGGGGAGCAGACCCCCGUUCCUCCUCGAAGUGACUCCGGGAGGGUUCCCUUGGAUUUUUUUUGGCGAGAUUUAUGGCAGAGGCUCCCGCUGCCCCCGGGCUCCUGCGCCGGGAGUAGAUCCAGAGGCAGCCACGGCGGGAGCGGGACGGUGCUGCCCACUGGGCAGCUGCUGCUUCGCGCUGGGUUGCAGGCGGUACCCAGGCCUGCUCCGCACCGCCGCGUUUGCGGCGGUGGGAGCCGCGGGCUGCGGCAAGGAGAGCGGCAAGGCGGCGGGCAGCAAGAAGAAGACGCGCACCAUCUUCUCCAAGAGCCAGGUCUUCCAGCUCGAGUCCACCUUCGACGUGAAGCGCUACCUGAGUAGCGCCGAGCGCGCCGGCCUCGCCGCCUCGCUGCACCUCACGGAGACACAGGUGAAGAUCUGGUUCCAGAACCGCCGCAACAAGCUCAAGAGACAGAUGUCGGCGGAGCCCGAGGGCCCGGCCCCGACGGAGACCCCCGCGCUGCCGCUGGCCCCCUCCGCUCUUGCCUUGCCGGCCCUCUACAAGGACAGCCCCUUCCUCGGGCGCUGCUUGCUGCCCGUGUCCUUCCCCCUGCUCUGCCCGGGCAGCUCCCUCCUGUACCUCUGCCUGCCCAGCCCCGCCAAAUACUUCAGCCUGCUCGACGGGGACGUAUAA
This is a messenger RNA of Tinamus guttatus (white-throated tinamou), 744 nucleotides long. NCBI's taxonomy places the organism in Eukaryota, Metazoa, Chordata, Aves, Tinamiformes, Tinamidae. The record is from RefSeq and is a predicted model, not a curated record.